This is a messenger RNA of Cuscuta europaea, 2380 nucleotides long. The record is from the annotation of a GenBank genome assembly. Lineage: Eukaryota; Viridiplantae; Streptophyta; Magnoliopsida; Solanales; Convolvulaceae.
ACGACCAAUCUAAAUCCAGCGGCAUUUAACGCGGCAUAAGUUGGUGAAUUUCGGCUAAAUAAAUACGGAGUAAAAAAAAAAAUCCACAGUUCCUUCCUAUACACAUACAGGGAGGUGGAGAACUAGAGAAAUACAGUGUUUGUUUAUUACGGAAAUUCCGGAACUCAAAGUGCGUGAUCACAUUCUCUCUUUCCGCGAUUGCUUUCUCUACAAAUACUUCGCUAUAUACCCAAAACUCGAUCUCGUCAUUAAACUUCUCGAUUCGAUUCUACAGAGAUAGAGCUGUAAUUCAGGAGCUAGUUUCCAACUGAAAUGUUUUGAAUUUCGAUCCGAAUUUGUGUGUAUAAACUGUACAUAGUGAACUGGGGAUCUGAAAGUGCAGGUGAAAUCUGAUGAGAGUCGCUCGGAUGGAGACAAAAAUAGAUCAAUUUCUGAGAGGUAAUGAAGGUUUACACAUCGGCGACGAGGAUUAAGAAAGUUAUCUCGAUUUCGAGUUCCGAUUGGAGACGGAGAAGUUGUCGCCGACGGGAUGAAGGGGAAAGGAUCGCCGCUUAUCAGUCGGCGGAUACAUAACAAAACGGUGACAUUUUCGGCAGUUUUAACGCUUGGUUUACUAUUCUUCCUGUUCUUACUCAGAAUCGCUUUACUCGUUCAUGAAUCCACUGUUAUUUGCACAUCUCUUGGAUGUCUUGGAUGGAGAUUGUCCAGCGGGGGUGAUUCGGCUCUGCUCAGAGAGGAGCUGACUAGAGCACUACUGGAGGUCACAAGCAUUGAUGGUUAUGUGAAAGGAAUUAGAGGGGAGGAUGGCUCAACUUCAGUGACAGCCUCAUUCAAUGACCUUGUUAAAGAGAUGUCACCAAAUAGACAAGAAAACAUCAAGACUUUUGCUAUCAAGGCCAAAGCUACGAUAUUGAAGAUGGAGCAGAUUGCUCAAUCAAUUAAGAAACAUGAGUCUUUUUAUUGGCACAUGGCUUCUCAUGGUGUACCCAAGUGGAUGCAAUGCCUUUCUCUAAAGCUGGCUGCACAAUAUUCCAUGAAUGCUACGGCACGAUCUCGGUUACCGUCACCUGAAUAUUUUCCCCGCCUUAUUGACGCUUCUUUGCAACACCUGGUUCUAUUCACAGACAAUGUUUUGGCUGCCUCUGUUGUGAUCUCAUCUGUCAUCAAAAGCGCAAUGUCCCCAGAGAGGAUGGUCUUUCAUGUAGUGACUGAUAAGAAAACCUACACGGCCAUGCAUGCAUGGUUUGCAAUUAAUCCAAUCGGCUCAGCUGUUGUGGAAGUCAAAGGCUUGCACCAAUAUGAUUUUCCUCACCGUGUCAGUAUUGGGAUUAAGCAGAUGUUAGAGAUCCAUCGCCUGGUUUGGGGUCAAAAGUUUGAUGGAAUAAAAAAAACAGUUGACCCAUUUUCUGUUCUGAAUCACCUUCACAUAUAUAUCCCUCAGCUUUUUCCAGAUCUGAACAAGAUUGUGUUUUUGGAUGAUGACAUUGUUGUGCAACAUGACCUAUCUCCUCUAUGGGACGUAGAUCUCAAUGGAAAAGUUGUUGGUGCUGUAUUUGACUCGUCCUGUGGAUAUGGGUGUUGCCCCGGAAGAAAAUAUAAGGACUAUUUAAAUUUCACUCACCCAAUCAUAUCAUCAUCCAAAUUAGACGAGAAUAGUUGUGUGUGGCUUUAUGGAAUGAACAUCUUUGACCUCCAAGCAUGGAGGAAGGCUAACAUUAUUGCAACUUAUCAUCAAUGGCUUCAUUAUAACCUCAACUCUGGUUUUGAAUUAUGGCGUCCGGGAGCACUUGCACCCGCUUUAAUAGCGUUUGAAGGUAAUGUUCAACCAAUAGAUCCUUCAUGGCAUGUUGCUGGAUUGGGUAAUCGGGUCCAGCAAGUUGAUGAAUCAGAAUUGGAAGCUGCAAAUGUAAUACAUUUCAGUGGACCAGCAAAGCCAUGGCUUGAGAUUGCAGCCCCGGAGUUACGAAGCCUGUGGAGCCAAUAUGUAAAUUUCUCAAAUGAGUUUGUCAAGGAAUGUGGGAUUGUGGGGUGAAGACGAAAGUGAUUUAAGUGUCUCUCCUCACUCUGGUCUGAGGCAGGGGGAAGAAGGUAUUGCCAUCAGUCUCUGCUCAUGCUAUUCAGAUUGCUGUGUUGAUAAUAAUACAAAUAGACAAUACUGAUACAUUCUGUAUAGGGAUCUCACCUUCACAACAUAGUGUGUGGAGAUGCAUAUAUGUAUUACUUCGUAAUUAACUAAUUAUUAGCUGUAGCUACAUCUCAUUAUGAAGUAUUCCAUAAAUAGCAUUCCAUCCAUGUAUUAUAGUUUUGGUCCCUCUUCGACCAAAGAAAUAUAUUUUGUUCUAAAUAAAGCCUGCAUAUUGGUGGAAGGUAUUCCUGUCCU